AUGUGGGGGAGAUCCAUCGCGGCGAGUAGACGCGCUGGUGUCUCUGUAACGAGCCGGCACACCGUCGCUCUCCGCCGAGUCUGCCCCUCAUCUUUCACUUUCAUCUCUUCACUUUCUACUUCAUCUCGAUCCCCUCGCCCACGAUUCCCGAUAUCUGCUUCCAGGAAUUAUCCCAGUCUUUCACACAUCCGAUAUUGUUCAGCCGAAGCUCGAAUCAUGGCAUCCACGGACAGAGAGACUCUGCCUGACGUGGCCAAGCCAAUCAAUUAUCAUGUCUCGCUCUACGAUUUGCAGUUUAGUGGAUCCUGGGGUUACAAGGGCGACCUGAAGAUCGACACUAAGGUCAUCCGAACUACAAAAGAGAUCGUUUUGAAUUCAAAGGAGAUUGAGGUGCAAAGUGCUGAGAUCUUAGCAUUGGAUGGCACUCUGCUCACCAAGACAAACGAUAUCACUUACGACAAGAAGCAAGAACGUGUUUCUCUGAAGUUUGCACAGGAAGUCGCUCCUGCCGAUGUCGUCCUCUCUAUUUACUUCACCGGUACUAUGAACAAUGCCAUGGCCGGCUUCUACCGCUCGAAGUACUUGCCUACUGUAGAGCCAUCUGCCGAUACACCCAAGGAGGGUGACUUUCACUACAUGCUGAGCACUCAGUUCGAGUCUUGCGAUGCCCGCCGGGCGUUCCCUUGCUUUGAUGAGCCGAACCUGAAGGCCACUUUCGAUUUUGAGAUUGAAAUUCCCAAGGGCCAGACAGCGCUCAGCAACAUGCCCAUUAAGUCAGAGAGGGAGGGAAGCCAUGCCGGGUUGAAAUUUGUCACUUUUGACAAGACACCCGUGAUGAGCACCUACCUCUUGGCCUGGGCAGUCGGCGAUUUCGAAUAUGUCGAGGCUAUGACAGAGCGCAAGUACCAAGGAAAGAGCAUUCCUGUUCGUGUUUAUACGACUCGAGGUUUGAAGAACCAGGGUCAAUUGGCCCUGGAAUGUGCCCACAAGACCAUUGACUACUUCUCAGAGAUCUUCGAAAUUGAGUACCCGCUUCCCAAGGCCGAUCUUCUGGCAGUGCAUGAAUUUGCUAUGGGAGCUAUGGAGAACUGGGGUUUGGUCACAUAUCGAACAACUGCUGUCCUCUUUGAAGAAGGAAAAUCAGACAAUCGCUACAAAAACCGCAUUGCCUAUGUCGUGGCACACGAGCUGGCUCAUCAGUGGUUUGGCAAUCUCGUCACCAUGGACUGGUGGAACGAACUCUGGCUCAAUGAAGGUUUUGCCACCUUUAUUGGAUGGGCUGCCGUAGACCACUUUAAUAAAUCCUGGAAUGUGUUCAGUCAAUUUGCGACUGAGGGUGUCGAAACAGCAUUCCAUCUCGAUUCGCUGCGAGCCUCCCACCCGAUCGAAGUUCCCGUCCGCAAUGCCCUCGAAGUCGACCAGAUUUUCGACAGCAUUAGCUACCUGAAGGGAAGCUCAGUCAUCCGAAUGCUGAGCAUUCACCUCGGUCAGGAGACCUUCCUGCGGGGUGUUGCUGACUAUCUUAAGUCUCACGCAUACGGUAACGCAACAACAAAUGACCUGUGGUCUGCUUUGAGCAAGGCUUCGGGCCAGGAUGUUCAAGCCUUCAUGAAAUUCAAGGAUCCAUGGAUCCGCAAGAUCGGUUUCCCCGUCGUUACUGUGACCGAGGAACCUGGACAAAUCAGUGUCAGUCAGAAACGAUUCCUCUCUACCGGUGAUGUAAAGCCAGAAGAGAAUGAGACCACUUGGUGGAUUCCCCUUGGUAUCAAGUCGGGCGAGAGAUUGGCCUCCGUAGAUACACGUGCACUGACUGCCAAGUCUGAAACCGUUCAAGGUGUUGGUUCAGAUGGCUUCUAUAAGAUCAACAAGGACAUGGCUGGGUUCUAUCGAACAAACUAUCCCCUUGCAAGGCUGGAAAAGCUGGGCCAGUCCCUUGGCCUUUUGAGCGAUGAGGAUAAAAUUGGCCUGCUGGGUGAUGCUGCUGCUCUGGCCGUAUCCGGCGAGGGCAACACUCCCGCCUUGCUGGCCCUCCUUGAAGGGUUCAAGGACGAGCAAAGCUCCCUUGUUUGGUCUCAGGUGUCUUCGUCGCUGGGAAAUCUCCGCUCUGUCUUCUCCCAGAACGAAGAUGUUUCUAAGGGUCUGAAGAACUUCACCAAGAGCCUGGUUGGCCCAGCCGCCGAGCGAAUUGGUUGGGAGUUCCAGGCUGAUGAAGACUACCUUGUCGUCCAACUCCGCAAGCUUCUCAUUGCCAUGGCUGGUACUGCUGGCAACGAAAGCACUGUUGCGGAAUCUAAGCGACGCUUUGACCUCUGGGCUACCGGCCAAGACAAGGCUGCCGUGCACACUAACCUCCGUGGGGCAAUUUACAGCCUUAACGUGGCAGAAGGUGGUCGAAAGGAAUUCGAGGCUGUCAAGGAUGAGUAUCUACGUACAACUUCUGUGGAUGGCAAGGAGAUCUGCCUCUCUGCUAUGGGACGCACCAGAGACCCAGUUCUUGUAAAUGAGUAUCUGGACUUUGUUUUCUCAAACCAUGUGGCCAUUCAAGACAUGCACAGUGGUGCAGGUUCUCUCGCAGCCAACUCCAAGAUGCGACACUUCCUCUGGGAGUACAUCAAGGCCAACUGGACCACAGUCCAUGCUCGGUUGUCCUCGAACAACGUUGUUUGCGAGCGAUUCCUCCGCGUGGGUCUGUCAAAAUUCGCUGAUCGCAAGAUUGGUGAUGACAUCGCUGCCUUCUUCAAGGACAAGGACACCACGGCUUACGCUCGUGCGCUCGUCAUUGUGUCGGAUAACAUCCGGACCUAUUCGUCAUACAAGGAGCGUGACGAGGAGUUGGUUCUUGAAUGGUUGCGGGCGCAUAAAUAUGUCUAA
Molecule: messenger RNA, 2871 nt
Organism: Penicillium taxi
Lineage: Eukaryota; Fungi; Ascomycota; Eurotiomycetes; Eurotiales; Aspergillaceae
Product: M1 family metallopeptidase
Exons: 12
Coding region: 1-2871 (956 amino acids)
Biological process (GO): proteolysis; peptide catabolic process
Cellular component (GO): cytoplasm
Molecular function (GO): peptide binding; metalloaminopeptidase activity; zinc ion binding
Source: RefSeq, a predicted model, not a curated record